AGUUGUAUUCUGUCAUGGGAAAUACCUAAGUAACUCUUGUGCUGUUUCUAGCCUCUGUGUGAGUUCAUUUGUUCUUUAUUUAUUGGUGAUUAAUGAAUAUGAAAAGUAAUAGAAAAUCAGUAUUCGGGUCUUCCAGUCAGGUCCUGAACAUCAAUCAUUCAUGUAAGCUACGAUACGUAAUUUUUUAUACCUUUGAAAAUCAGCUGAGUUGCAUCAGAUGAUUUCUUGACUGGUACAGACUGCUGUGUCAAUACUUACAAGGCAGGGACUAACAAGAGGGCCUGUCUGGCAGAAAAUCAGGCAAUCUCAAAAUCUUUUGAAAUGUGAGGAUAUAUUUCCAAACCUCUGUUUCCAUGCGUGGACUCCAGGCAAGAGGCAGACUGGCCACUACGCUUGCUGCCGGCUUUAGGUGUACAUGGUGUUUUUGUAAAGACAGAAAAGAAUAGCAAGAGAAGAAUGAUAAUGAAGAAGCAGUAUUUUCAUUGUGCGAGUCCAGAACAGUUUAUUAGACCAAGGGCAUUUGGUGUGUAAUUCAUAUGUAAAUUUUCUACUGAAAACAGGAGAACAAAUUGCCAGAGUUUCUAUAUUAGUUUCUGUGGUGACUGAAGGAAAAGAUUUCUGGGCUCAUGCAGCUACAACUUCCAGGUGUGGCCCACUUACGAUAGCAGGAAAAACCUUAAGCAAUGUCAUUUCUUCCUUUGUUAUUUUAAGUGUAAGGGCAAGCUCAGAGCAGAGUAAUUGCUGCCAUGCAGCUGCAUUCUUACAUGGCAGUAGGAAUUGCUGGGGUUUUGUUGCAAACCCCAUUAAAAGUGUCUGUGCAUGGGUGCAGUAGUUUGAAAACUCUCAAGUAGUCCCCUCAUUUUGAGAGAAGUGCUUGGGAAGUUUCAUGUUUUGUUGGAAUAGUUUGUGUUCCUCACUCUGGCAUCAUUUUCUUCAAGUGAUUUUCAGCUAGUAAUCUUAACUAGUUUUGUUGCAUUUUGUGCUUUUCCCAGCUGAUAACUUAUCUGUUUUUCUUGGAAGAAUUUGGGCUCCAUAUGCAAACAUGCUUUCUUUAGGUUACUUUGUGAUUCUUAAAAUGAAAAUACAUUGCUCAACUGUAGAGCAUCAACAUGUUUGCUCGUAGCUUCUGUUGUUAAGUUUCCAAGAUUUUCAGAGAGAAAAAGCAACAAAAAAAAGAAAAUGCAUUUAUAAUUUUGACUAAGAUGUGGAAACACUGAAUUCAAGCGGGCACGUAUCGCAGUUUGUAGGCUCUGUUGUCAUUAUUGUUAUCCAAAUGUGUCAAUACUGGUUUUUGACCUUACUUAAGUGUAUUUAUGCAUGAUAGGCAUUGGAAGCCAUUAAAAUGUAAAGCUAAAGCUAAUAUAAAGUUAACAUUUGAGUUGGAUGGGAGAUAUAUUUGUAGGUCCUUUUAGUGCUGUAAUCUAGAUGUGUUAUGAAAACGUUGACCAGUGAGGGUUCCUGGGUACUUGUAUUGGUGCAAAUAGAAAAGAAUCGCAGUUGCGGAAAGCUCCGUUGAUCGGGGCUUUUUUAGUUGGUGUAAUGGGGAAGAAAGUGGAUGAUUCAUGUGUGACACGGAAGGUGGCACUUGUUCCCUGUUCCUCGGGCGAUAAGACAAGGCAGAGUGUGUUAUGUUUAACUUACUGGACUGGAAGGUGCUUAGGCAGCUGUGAGUGGGGAGGUACGUAGGGAUUUCUGGCAGAACAGUUGUCCCUUUGCCUCUUCUAGCAUCUUUAUAAAAUACGAAAUUGUUUUGGCCUGUUGGCACUGUUGAAGUGGAAGAAGUAUAAAAUAUUGGAUUUCUAACCAACAGAGUAAAAUAUACCAAAUACAAGGUGAGAUAUGUAAUCAUACACAGCUUUAAGUAAAUAUGUAUGUUAAAUAACCAGAGUUAAAUAAAUACGUAUCUGAGGAAUGGUGCAUUUCUCCCAAGGUGAUGCCUUUAACAUCUGUUCAUCUUGUUCUUUGAGCUAGGAAAGUAUGAAAACAGGAACGAAUUCUUUGCAACUUUGCAUUGAAAGAUUGCUUCUUAGAUUCAUGUAAGAAUUUAUUUGUGUGUGUGCGUGUGACUUUUGCCAAUAAUUUUUUAAAAACUAUAGAUUAAUCAGAAAUCUAUAAAAAGUGUUUGAAUUUUAUUUGAUCUCAAACUGAGAUGACUGUCAGCAGAAUAAGUAGAGCUGUGUGGAGGUACUUUAUAAUCUGAGUUGAGAGCUUAAUCUAUAGAAAAAAUCUACAAUUUUUUUAAACCCACAAACUUUUGCAACUCUCAUGCAAUUCUCUUAUAAUAAUCUAUAAUCAUCUGCUUUGUAUUUCUGUGUCUUACAGGGCUGUCCUUAUGCCUCAGGAGAAUAGUUAUUGUAAGGAAAAUGUACUACACUGCUGUCUAAUUUGUUGCUGCCAAUCUUAUCAGCCUUUUUUAAUUGGUCUGUUAAAGAAGUGCAGGUAGAGAUAAUUUCUUUAUUACCAUAUCAGUCAAGGCAUUAGCUAAUUAUCAUAUGGUUACCCAUAAAAAUAUUUUUUGUAGGAAAAAAAUAAAUGUUGGAUCUUAGGAAAAAGAAAAUGAAUUAAUGGAAACACAGAUAUGAUACUUGCACAUGUGAGUAUUUUUUCACAGAAAUAAAUUUUUGUGUCUGUUCAGCAGCACAGCUUCCCACUGCCUAUGUAGUUUUUUUUCAAGAAAUCACUUCAUGCCCUUAAAAGAGUAGAAUAAUUUAACAGGGUCAUAAAAGCUAAGGAUGAGAGACUCCUACCCAUUUUGUUCCCAGAGAGGCUGGGAAUCAAGCAUGCUUUUCCUGUUGGAAAUGAAGCAAGGAAUAACAGAAGUUGUCUGUUGUGAAGUGGAUGCAUAGUAGGAACUAAAGCUGUUCUGCUAAGCUGUUAAUGACCCUUCAUUUACAAAAGCAAAGGCUUUUAAAAGAGGACUCCUUCAUUUUGGUAUUUUAGAUAUAUACUUUAGGGUUAAUUGAUAAGGAAAAAAAAUCAACUUUUUUUUUUUUCUCUUGGGUGAGUGGGAAUAUCAGCAGGAAGUUUGGACGGCUCCCUGAGGAAGGUGGGAGUAAGGUAACUCAUUUUCCAGUUUUAAUAAUAGCCUCUACUGAAUGUAAUAUGGACUGGGGUGUUCUUUUAGGGCUCCAAGGUCUCAGCCGUGAUCAGUCCUAAGUGCCUAUGUAUUCACUUCCCCAUAUGGACUUCUUUCUUUCAUAAUGUAGCUACUUGCACAUCAGUGGAGCCAUGUGCACAGACUAAUACCUGCAGAAGUGGGUCCUGGGGUGCAAACACUGCUCUUUGAUUCCCAGUAGCUAUACUUGCUUCAUGUUGUUAUAUGUGCUUUAAAGACAUCAGGAUGAGUAUGGUAUCUCUUUGCUCUGCAUGCCAUGCUUCCUCUUUGCAUUUUACUGUAAACUCAUGUUACCUGCUCCAAAGUGUGUCUACCUGCCUGGUUCAUUCUUCCAGUAAGCAGCUGGAAAUAUAUCCCAGUUGCUAAUGUCUUUGCUGGUAAAGUUCCCACAAGUCCAUGUUGAAAGCCACCAGUGGAAAAUGAAGGAUCGAUUGGGCUGGUUUCCUUAGGAGAGGUAGCUUUUUUCACCAAGUUUUCCACCAGUCUCUUCAACACAACAUCUGCAUUUGCUGGCCACUAACAACCAAGUUCAAUGAAGGAGCGAGAGACACAAUCUAAGCUUCCCUUUUAAGGGAAUGUUGCAAGGCUUGGAAAUAUUUCAACUAAUCAAUACUAAGCUUUACUCAUUAUAAUUGCUGCACUUCCUUUAUCAGAAUUGAAACCGUGGUGUUGACCUGCCAUCAAUAAAACUGCUGACAGUAUUAAUGCACUUAAUGUAGUGUGUGUGUGGCUGUGUGCAUGUGUAUUUAUAUAUAUAUGUGCAUUUAGGAAGAUGCAUUUUAUGGGUUUUUUUCUGCUGUUACAAAGAUGGAAGAUUCUGGUGUCUGUGUUGAACUGCCAUAGUAGCAUUCACAUUUUCCACAGUAAAAUAAAUCAACCAUCCUGCCAAAAAUCUCUCCAGAAGGAAAGUGCUUGAGAUACAUAAAAUGCUUCUGCUGUUGUAGGUAGAGUUUGUGGUGUGGGAGAUGCAGAUUAGGGGGUCCAAAAUUCAGUCCAGGAGCCACAGGGUGCCUAUGAGCAGUUUGAAUAUGACUCUCCUGGUGGCUGUCUCUGUUUGUGUGACAGGGGGAUUUUAGUCCUGCUGUCUACAGUAUAGAAACAGUGCGGUUUGGACAGUGCUAGUGAAGACCUAAAGCAAGCAGAAGGUGUCACAGACAAGGAACCACCACCUUGCACCAGGCUGGACUGCUGCUGGCUGCUGGGGAAGAUGGGCAGAGUGCAACAGAAAAGCUUCCCUCUAAGAGAGCUUUUUGCUGGGCAUUUUGUAGGACCAUGCUAUGCUGACUCAGGUUCUUUCUGAUAAAAAGUAGUGGUUGUUUCUGUGAACUUGCUGUUAAUUUCCUUCCCUGUUUCUGGAUCUAAUUUUAUAUGACUUCAUGCCAAGACAGUGGAGGGAGAGGGAGAGAAAGAAAAAAACCCCUGCAAAAUCCAGCUGCAUUUUUCAAUAUGAUUGUUUGAAAUGUGCUCAGCUUUCAGCAGAAAGAGAAGUCUCUUUGUUUGCGCUGAUUAGAAGCUAUUACAUGUAAACUACAGUAGGUGACUUCACUUGAACUGUGCUCAUUUAUGUGUGUGGGUUCUGAUAACAACCAAACCCCAUGUGGUGUACUGGACAUGUGACACGUAAGUUUUAUCCCAAGAAUAACCAGAAAAUGAAUAUUUUUUAAUUAGCUUUCAAUCAAUCAAUGAAUUUUUUGACCUCAGGUCAUUUUUAGAUGAAUGAACAUACCAAGAACUUUGAUAAACGAGUUGAUCAGACUGCAGUGAAGUUUGCAGCUACAUACUUUCCCUCCUGUUUGGUUUGUUGGGGCUUUUUUCUCCUUUAGUUUUGCAGGAAAGAUGUGUAAGUUACUGCCUUUUCAGGUGUUCAGACAGUGAAGGUAACUUUUUUCUGUGGAGUUUGUAAGAUGCAGCAGAGCACAGAUGUGCUUUUGCUUCAUGGGAACAUGUUGGAACUGCUGAAUUCCAUAGCCCAGCUGUGCUCCUUUAGGUUUCUCUAACUGUUUUGCUCCUCAGAUUUGCUAGACAGAAUGGGCACGGUAGAAAGCCUCAUUGGGAUUGGUGUGAGCCUGAUUUUUUACUGAAAGUUGUUUAAAUUCCUCUGGGCUAUGCCUGUUGUAGUACUUCAUGGUCACCAGGUGAAAGACUUACUGUUCCCAGAUGAGCUUGAUUAUCAUCAUGAUUACUCCCUAUUAGGAACGAGUAAUGAAUCAUAGUGUUUGUUAUCCUAAUGUGUUUGUAUAACAAAUAGUUCUGCAGUUUGGAAGAAUUUACAUAUUGGAACUUGUGCCAGAAAAAUGGACACAUGCUUUGUGUGAGGUUUCUUUACAGUCAGAUAAGUGCUGAGCCACCCUUCUAGAGGCAUUCUUCCAUAAGACCAGCUGGUCAGGAUCAUACUGCUCUGAGGAAGGAGCAGGUGCCUUGACAGAUGAUCUCCCACUACUGGAAACCCAAGGGUGCUCCUCUUCUUCCAAAUCUUCAUUCUUUUGGGGAGCAAAGACAAGCACAGGGAGGAUGGAGGUAAGGUGAGGGAAGGUGUCCCAGCAAAUCAAUGGCUGGGUCAGGGUGCUUGAGGGCCAGGUUCACCUGCAGCGCUGGGUUUUAGGGAAUCAGCUUGACCUGCAGGUCUGGCUGAAUGUAUGGGGUGGGGUGGCAGUAAGGCAUGUUUGCUGUUCUCUUUCUCUGUUUCUGUCUCCAAAUAUAGUAACUCAUUUUUAAAGUUUUACAUUUUAGUAGAGUGAGGUCAUGUUCCCAUGAAAUGUUUAAUGUUCAGAAUGAUUUCUGGGAUGUUUGCAAACCACCUACUGUUCUCCUUCCCAGGGAGGGGGCCCCAAGAGCAGUAGGCAUUUACGUGCAGGGUGCCACUAAUGCCUGAGCAGGACCAGGACUCCUCCUCACCCUUCACCUGUGUCUCAGGAGCUCCUGUCCUCUCACCAGAAAGGCUUGGCGUGGCAGCACAAGGCCUUGGUAAGGAGCCAAUAUUGCCCAUUGCAGCAGCAUGUCCACAGUUUCUGUGCUGGUGCCACCAGGUAGAGGCUGCAAGGCUUCAGGGUUUCUGUGUGUCAAAGACAGGGGAAAACUCUUCUUGAAAUGUAAAGUUUCCCUCUCAAGCACAGAGGAGUAAAUCUGCCUUCUUUUUUUUUUUCCCUUCCUUGUCAGGAUGGUGUUAUUUUGGGUGCAGGGUUAUGGAAAACACUGCACCUGCUUCCCAAAUAAUACAGUGUCAUGCACAGAAGUGCAAGUUUUCAGUCUUUUUCCAGGUGAAUGGGUGAAUGAUUAUGAUUGCAAAGUCAGCCUGUAGUGGGGUUUCUUGAUUGAUAUAUUUUUUCUUUUUUUCCAUGCAGAGCCAAGCAGUUGUACGUUUCUGCUAAUACUAGGUUUUGGUGUAUGACAUAGAAAAGACAUGAAAAGGAGACAUUGAGGAAAUGUUCACCUAUUUUGAUACUGAACUAGGGAUCAGUUUUUCCAGUUAACAAGUAAAGAUCAAUCUGUAGACAAUUUAGCAUAACAAAAUAUCAGAAGUUAAUGGUAUUUGAAUAAAAUUAUUCUGAAUUCUGGUAAUUGUGACAAGUUCUAUUUUACUUCAAUAUAAGUAGAAUCAAUUAUUAAUCAGUUAAAAUCUUCAUUUUGCACAUCAAACUUAGGCUGUAAGUCUUCUUUCAUAAACUUUUUUACAGAAAAAAAUUUGCAUCAGUGGCCCACAAUAAUGGGAAAAUAACUUGUGAUUAACUAUUUGCUAAUUGAGUACUUUGAAUUUUUUUGCCAAAUAAAUUGUAGAACAAGGAUUUCAAGCUUUUCCAGCACAGAGUACUGCAGAACAAACCUCAGGCUGGAAAACCUCAUGCACCUUUGGCUAAAAGAACCAAGACUGGCGUGUGCAAUGUACUUCAGAAAACAUCCAGAAGGUUUUUUCUGCAAUGUUCUUCUCUGUGAAGGCUGAACAAGGCUAACGGAGCGCUACAGUUUUACUCUGGAAUAAAUUACUGUUGUUUGCUAUGCAAAUCUUAUGAUUGUAAUUAGGCUAGGAUUUCAGCUGCUGUGUACACUGAUCUUUGUUCCCUCUGCGCAUGGGAGCUAAUUCUAAUGCUGCAAAACAGCACAGCAAAUGCCAAGGUCUGCUCAGCCUCUGAUCAUUUCUCACAGGGUGCAUUUGCUCCGAGUGGACAAUUGAAAAGAAACUAUUUACCUCUGCCUUCACAGGGAACGUAAUUGCACCGCCGGCAUCUUGUGGGCCGCUGCGAUGUUCAGGGUGUGAGGAUUGCGGUAAAAGCCUUAUAGGAGAAUGCAAACUCCACGGACCACUCAUCAGGGCUAAAGAUAGGGUUAUUCCCAGCCGAGCCCGCCUCACCCUACCUCACUACCUCACUUUGAGAGUGUUGGAGCUGAGAGCUGGAAACCAGCAGAUCCUUGGUGUAUUUGCAAAGAAAGUAAUUCAGAAGAGAACACAAUUUGGCCCUUAUGUUGGUCAACUGUCUACAAAACUGACCUGCUAUGAUGAGAGCAGACUAGUCCUGCAGGUAUUGAAAGAUGGAGGGAAGUACUUUCUGGACACUCCCAAUGAGGACUGUGGAAAUUGGAUGAUGUUUGUCCGGCUAGCCCGGAACCAAGAGGAACAGACCCUUGUGGCUUAUCAGCACUGUGGAGAAGUCUACUUCACAACAGUUAAGCCAAUUGAACCCCACACAGAAUUGAAAGUAUGGUAUGCUGCCGAUUAUGCCAAAUUUAUGGAAGCUUCUGCAGUCUUCAUUAAAGAAGAAUCAGAUGUCUCUCCUUUGCCUCCAGUAGCAAAAGAGCCUGUAGACCCUUGGAUAUGCUCCAGCUGUGGAAGCACUUUUGCAACUUUUGCUCUGCUGGAAUCUCACCAGUGCAUCCAUAAAGACCGAGUCCUUCCUACAAGGUUCAGACCACCAAAUAAAUUGGGACCUGUAAAAGCAAAAAACAAACUCAAAGGGAAACUGAGAGGAGCGUCAUUAGGCAAAAGCAUUACUCAAUGCUUUGGGACCAUUUCCUGCUCCUCUGCUGCAAAGUUCAGCUGUGCCAGCUCAGGGAGCACUUGUGGUGCUCUUGUAAGGUUUAUACCUAAAUGGAGAAAUGGUCGGUCUUCACUGCUGAAGGGAAAAGAAGCGAAGCAGCCAGAUAGCUAUCCCUGCCGACUCUGCGGGAAGAUAUUUGAUUCCAUUGACAAGCUCACAGUCCACACUUAUGCGCACAAAGGGGAGCGUCCCUACAAGUGUUCACAGCACGGAUGCACAAAAGCCUUCAUUUCCAAAUAUAAACUGCUCAGGCACUCGGCCACUCAUUCUCCACAGAAAUCUCACCAGUGUGGCUACUGUGAAAAGACCUUUCACAGGAAAGACCAUCUAAAGAAUCACCUUCAGACUCAUGACCCCAACAAGAUGGCCUUCAAGUGUGAAGAGUGUGGCAAGAAGUACAACACCAAGCUAGGCUAUAAGAGACACUUGGCUCUUCAUGCUGCCACCAGCGGGGACCUCACCUGUAGGGUGUGUGCCCAAGAGUUUGGUGGUACUGAGGUUCUGUUGGAACACCUCAAAAGUCAUGCAGGGAAGCCGACUGGCAACAUGAAGGAAAAGAAACAUAAGUGUGACCACUGUGAGCGUCACUUCUAUACCCGUAAAGAUGUGCGACGUCACAUGGUGGUUCACACAGGCUGCAAAGACUUCCUGUGCCAGUUCUGUGCCCAGCGGUUUGGACGGAAGGACCACUUGACACGCCAUACCAGGAAGACUCAUCCGCAAGAACUGCUGAAGAGCAGGUUGCAGAAUGGUGACUCAGUGGGUCUCCUUGACCAGCUCUUUUCAUACAGACUGAAGGAAGAUGCCAGCAUGCUGUCCCCUCUUCCUGAAGGGGUCCCUGUGCCAAAUGGGAUUGUGAAUAGUACAGAAACAGAGGAAUACAACCGUUCACAUCUUCAUUCCCAGUCAAGCUUACAAACUGCUCUUCCUCUUGAGUCUUCUCCUCACUUGCAAAGGAUGGGCUGUGCAGACAGCCUCCCGGCUGUCCCUCCCACACCAUGUUCAGCAGCUGUCCCUAUCAACCUGAACCUUCAUCAGCCUAACAAAUAUGACCUUAGUUCUACCUCAUUUGCCUCAGGAUCCCUCAAGAAUCUACCGAUAAAAGUGGAUGUUAAAGGUUACAAUGUGCAUCUUCUCGAGGACCUGCCGUUACCAGAACCUCAGUCUCUCCACAAAAUCAGUAUGGAAGAAGCUUCCUCAGGGCCUGUAGGGGAUACUAACAAGUACCCAGUGCACAAAGAGACAGAGGCAGCAGCUGAAACUGCAAGCCUGCCUUUCAUGGAUCUCACUCAUGUGAUGGGCUUCUGGCAGCUCCCACCAGGUGACAACCAGAACACUAUUGGGGACAUCACAAUGGCGUUUGGCUCAGAGGAACCAUCACACAGGCUGAAUGGCCUUGGCCAACAGCAAGGUCUUCAGCUAGCAGCUGGUGGGAUGGCCAUAAACCAGCUGCAUCAUCUUCCUCGCUCCUUUCCAUCCACUACAAAUUCUGUAACAUUGCCUCACUUUCACCAUGCCUUCAAGUAACCGUCAUCCUGUGUGGAUUUUUUUCCUUUUUUUUUUCCAAGACUGUGCUUCUUACUUAAAUCUGUUAGGACUGGGCUGUUUUUGUUUUGUUUUGAAGAAAAAUUGCCCCUGAUGUUUUCAAAGCACGCUAUGACCAUGGUAGUUAAAUUCAGGAUGUUAAUAAACAAGAAGCUCUAUUUUUCAUACUGUUAGUUUUUUAGCAUAUGACAACAGUAGAACUAAUAUAUUUCCCUCAGCUCCCUCUACAUUUUUGUUUCUUUUCAGGCAAACAACUGAAUAACUAUCUUCAGUGACAGCAAAGUAUCAUAACAGGCACAAUAAAACUAUGGCUGCUGCAAUAGGAGAAAUAUGGUUAGGGUGAAUGGGAAGAGGGGGUAAAUCACAAAGAAAUCAAUUUAAUGAGCCAUAAAUCACAGCAAAUUUGUACACAUGGCAAAUGUAACAAAUGAUUUAUCAACAUCAGAUAGAUUUCUGUUAAGCACUUAAUUAAUGAACUUUAUUAAUCCUUAAUUUAAAUCAGAAUCAUUCCAAGAGUAAAUCUUACGUCCUUUCACUUUCUUCAACGAAGUUUAUCACUAUUAUGAUUAUGUUAAACUAGAUUUUGUUUUCUGGUGGGCAGUUCAGCUGUGUGCCUUUUUCCUAGGGCUGAAAUAAGUACCACUUUUGAAUGACUGUGUAAGAACUGCAGUCUUGGAUACAUGCAGUUCUCAGAAUGGAAAGUGAAUUGUCUCAAGUUAGAACAAAACAUUAAUUUUCAUUUAGAGUUGGAUCUGUCAAGACAUCAGACACUUGUCUCUUUCUCUUUCUAGUAAAGCACUUGAGCAUUUGCUUAAAUUUAAGCUUAUGGCAUCCCAUUGGGUCAACAGCUUGAUUAAUUCAACACUUAAUAAAAAAUAAUGCAUCCUACCUAAGGGGCUUUUAUUCACCUUUUGUUGAUAAAAAUGGCCAUUAUUUAGUCUGGGAAAUUAUUCAUAAUUGCAACCACCUGAAAAUAUAAGCUUUCAGAGGAAUCCAGCCCCGGCCCAGACGAGCCUGUGCCCAAGCGGGACCCCUGUGGAGCAAGGGGCAGGUCCAUGCACAGAGGGGCUGUGGUGGUGAGCUGAUGCUGGGCCCUGUUCAAAACCAGGUUCUGAACCUGCCUUACAAGUGUCAGCUGAAAUUAGUCGGUUUGAGAAUGGUUGAAGCCAUUUUACUCAUGGGGGUUCUGCUCAGAAACAUCGGGACUGCUGCAGUUGGAUUUCAGCCUUUGUUUCUUGCAGACUAGAACCAUGGGGACUUCUCGUUGUUUCCUGGGGUAAAUUGUCCAUGAACAGUUCCUGUGGACAGUGUGUUGGUGUGACAGUCCUAUCACCUGAUGCAUGAACAAGCAGAAAUUGUAAAGAUCACAUUUUUCAGUAGAUGACAUUAUUAAACAAAGAGGCAAACUCUUCACAAUUUAGUUUGUUGCCUAACCCAUAGUUACAAAAAAAAAAAUAAUCAUGGCUUAGUGGAUGGCUCAGUUACUAAUGGAUUCUGUUUAAUCUAUAACAGACAUGGAAUUUCUGAAUCUGAGUAAAUUCUCAAGCCCCAAGAACUACUCUUCCAUUAAAUCCAAAGAGAGUUCAUAGUACCCCAUGGCCAUUACUGAUAUAACAUGGAACAAGCAUAUUCUUCUCUCCCUCAUUAAUCACAGGAAUAUUUCUGGAGAGCUUCAAAUAAAAAAAUAAUUCUUAAA
Messenger RNA from Motacilla alba alba, 11386 nucleotides. RefSeq names its product PLAG1 like zinc finger 1 (gene PLAGL1). The transcript is spliced from 7 exons. The coding region runs from base 7690 to 9672 and encodes 660 amino acids. Lineage: Eukaryota; Metazoa; Chordata; Aves; Passeriformes; Motacillidae. The record is from RefSeq and is a predicted model, not a curated record. Gene Ontology annotation, cellular component: nucleus. Gene Ontology annotation, molecular function: protein binding.